This is a messenger RNA of Gadus macrocephalus (Pacific cod), 1003 nucleotides long. Its product is annotated as serine/threonine-protein kinase MAK-like. The record is from RefSeq and is a predicted model, not a curated record. Gene Ontology annotation, molecular function: ATP binding; protein serine/threonine kinase activity. The transcript has 6 exons. Gene Ontology annotation, cellular component: cilium; nucleus; cytoplasm. NCBI's taxonomy places the organism in Eukaryota, Metazoa, Chordata, Actinopteri, Gadiformes, Gadidae. Gene Ontology annotation, biological process: intracellular signal transduction; cilium assembly; protein phosphorylation. Bases 74 to 850 code for a protein of 258 amino acids.
UCCAACCGGUUGCAUAUGUGUGUGUGUGUGUGUGUCGUUGCCUUCUCUGUCCUCAUGAUGACUUCUGACUCUGAUGGAGCUCUUCUCCCAGGGAUCAUCGCUGCAGUGUGGGACGAUGAAGCGCUACACCGCCACCAGGCAGCUGGGCGACGGGACCUUUGGCAGCGUGCUCCUGGGCAAGAGCCUCGACUCUGGGGAGCUGGUGGCCAUUAAGAGAAUGAAAAGAAAAUUCUAUUCUUGGGAUGAGUGUGUGAAUCUCAGAGAGGUUAAGUCGCUGCAGAAGCUGAAACAUUCCAACGUGGUCAAAUUAAAAGAAAUCAUUCGAGAAAAUGACUGUCUGUACUUUGUCUUUGAAUAUAUGAAAGAAAACCUUCUUCAGCUCAUUAAAGCCAGGAACAAGUUGUUUCCAGAGUCAGUUGUCAGGAACAUGACAUUUCAGAUCUUACAAGGGCUGUCUUACAUUCACAAAAACGGCUAUUUCCACCGUGACCUUAAACCAGAGAACCUGCUGUGUACAGGAACAGAGAUGGUUAAAAUAGCAGAUUUUGGCCUUGCCCGGGAGCUCCGAUCCCUACAGCCGUACACAGAAUACGUCUCUACAAGAUGGUACCGCGCCCCGGAGGUCCUGCUGAGGUCCCCCUCCUACAGCUCCCCCAUCGACCUGUGGGCCGUGGGCUGCAUCGUGGCUGAGCUCUAUACCCUCAGGCCCCUGUUCCCCGGCACCAGCGAGGUGGACGAGGUCUUCAAGAUCUGCCAGGUGCUGGGGACGUUGAAGAAGGUUGGUGAGGACGAUGAGACGCUGGUGUACGCAACCAACGUCCAUUAUACGCACAUCUCACACGAAAAAUAAUUGAUAAUAGCAAUUUGCUAUAGCAAACCGCUGAUAUCUAGUUAGGUAAAAGGUAAAAAGAGUUAAAGAAAUACUUGUGAAGUUGUUAAUCAUAGAUUUAAUAUAAUAUACAGAGCUUUGCCACUUCCACUUUGCCAGAGAAAGUCAUUCUGC